Messenger RNA from Emiliania huxleyi CCMP1516, 435 nucleotides. RefSeq lists its product as hypothetical. The transcript is spliced from 2 exons. Lineage: Eukaryota; Haptophyta; Isochrysidales; Noelaerhabdaceae. The coding region runs from base 1 to 435 and encodes 144 amino acids. The record is from RefSeq and is a predicted model, not a curated record.
AUGCUCAACUUCAAGUCGGCCGGCGUGCAGGAUGGCACGUUCGACCAGGCUGCCGCCUCGGGCCAGCCGCCGCGCCCGCCCGGCAUACCCGAGCACUACAUUUUCGACACCGAAGUGGAGCUGUGGAUGCCGCCGUCCGCCAUCGCAAAGGCCCGCUCCCGCUGCGUGCCACUGCCCGCCGCCCUCCUCUUACUCCACCGCCUCCACCGCGCCCGUCCUCUCGACGGCGACCAGCUCUGCUUUGACUCCACCAGGCCGCGGCUUUCGUUCACUAGUUCCUUCACUGGAAGAGUGGGUCGACCGCCAGGCCACCAGCUCUGCUUUGACUUCAUCAAUCGCGGCGCGUGCGCGCGGCUGCAGCGCGGCGAGACGUGUGCCGGGAGCACCCCCCGCCUCAUGAGCAAUCUCAAGUCUGACGCGUGCGCCAAGAAGUGA